Messenger RNA from Darwinula stevensoni, 1069 nucleotides. NCBI's taxonomy places the organism in Eukaryota, Metazoa, Arthropoda, Ostracoda, Podocopida, Darwinulidae. The record is from the annotation of a GenBank genome assembly.
UCUUUGGAUGGGAGGAAUGGAAAGUCAUGAGGAGGAACGCCGAAAGAACUCAGAGAAGCACGAGAUGGACGAGGUCAACGUGGUCGGGUUCAUCCAUAAAGUCCUGAAGCUUCACGAGGACUUCACCGCAGCCGAGAUCCACAAGGUCAUCGGGGCAAUCGAGGUCAAUGGGUUCGAGGUCCCCGUGGGUGAAGAAAACUUUGCUGUUGCACUAUAUCCACGCGGCUAUCUCUUUCAACAUGAUUGCGUCCCCAAUUGCGAGAAGUUUCUGAACAGAGAAAGAUCAUUGUACCUAAAGGCAGUCGUAGAUGUACCCAAAGGCACUCCUUUGUCUAUCAGCUAUACAGAUCAAAUGUGGGGCACCGUCAAUCGACAAUAUCAUCUCAUGGAGAGCAAGUACUUCACCUGCACCUGUUCCAGGUGUUCCGACCCGAGGGAGCUUGGGACGAUGUUCAGCGCGGUGCGUUGCAACCGUUGCCGCAAGGGGUAUCUUCUCUACCAUAUGGGCAAAAACAAUGACACUCCGGGAAAAAAGUGGAAGUGCGACGGAUGCGACAACGAGUGGUCGAACGAGGAAAUGGAGCUUUUCAUGGAGAAGAUCGGAGAGAGAUUGAUUCGGAUUCCCCGAGGAGACGUCCCAGGAUACGAAGCUUUCAUCGAGAAACAAAACCACGUUUUGCAUCCCAAUCACUUCUUCAUUGUGGAAGUGACGAGGGCUAUUUGCGAAUCCGACCUCAAUGCAACAGGGAUGGAUCUGCAUCGUAGGGAAGACCAUUGCCGCCGAUUACUCUCCCUAGCCAACAUACUCUGUCCGGGUCUGACGAUGGCGAGGGGGAUUCACUCGUACCAACUGGAGGCCCUCUUAUCAGCCGAGGCGGAGGAAGUGAAGGAGGAAGAAAAGGACAAGAAGCUCCAGUUGCUCCUCGAAGCGACGAAGAUGGGGGAAGAGGCGAAGAGAUGCCUGGAAAACAAGCAUUCGAAUGGACCCGAUGUUCCCAUUUUCCACAUUUUACAGGAGGACCUCAAGAAUCUCCUCCAUCGAAUCUCACUUCAUCAAUCAUCCGUCUAA